This is a messenger RNA of Dovyalis caffra, 1335 nucleotides long. The record is from the annotation of a GenBank genome assembly. Lineage: Eukaryota; Viridiplantae; Streptophyta; Magnoliopsida; Malpighiales; Salicaceae.
AUGAAUGGAGCUAUGACCUAUCUCUUAACAAAAAAUCUGAAGAAAUAUCGCGGAGUAACAUACGGUGACCUACUUGAUAUGAUGCAUGAAGACUUGCAGAAUGUUAACGAAAGCGGAUGCUUCGCUGAAAAAUUCUUCAAAAAAAUAAUGAAGAACUUGUUAUUACAGAAGCCUCAAAUUUCAGCUUCCAAACCAUUUGACGAAUCGCUUUUGAAGGAGGAUCACCCCAAGGGUUUGAAGACAUGGCAACGGUUAUCAAUAUUGAAAACAAAUUCCACUGGAGUUAAGUGCCCAACCUGCAAUAUGAUGAAUCCAAUUCCAACCUAUGACCGAUCUGGUAGCAGAGAUUGGGGAAAAGAUUGUCCGAUUGAAAAGUUUAUUGGCAAGGCAAAGGAAAUGAUAUCAGGCCAUGAUCAUGUCAUUAGUAGCAAGAAACCGAAAUCAUUGAAUACGAAGCCUUCGCCUUUGCACUUUUCGGGGUCAUCAUCGGGGACAAGGUCGGCGAGGAAGAAAGCACUUCUAAUCGGAGUGACUUACAAAAGGAAGCAGAAGCUUGAGGGGACUGUGAAUGAUGUGAAGAGCAUGAGAGAAAUGUUGAUCACCGACUUUGGGUUCAAGCAGGAGAACAUUCUGGUUCUAACAGAACAGGAGACUGAACAAGAACUAAUUCCAACAAGGAAAAACAUUCUGAAAUCCCUGGAAUGGUUAGUGAAGGACUGCCAGGCAGGUGACUCCCUAGUGUUCUAUUUCUCCGGUCAUGGCUUGCGAAAGAUAGAUUUUGAUGGCGACGAGCGAGAUGGGUUUGAUGAAACUAUUUGUCCUGUUGAUUUCUUGAAAGAAGGCAUGAUCCUCGACAAUGAAAUUAAUUCCAUCAUUGUUUGGCCGCUGAAAAAAGAUGUCACUCUUCAUGCAAUAGUGGAUGCUUGUCACAGCGGAACUGUCCUUGAUCUUGAGUACAUCUACAAUAUACAAGCCAAGAAAUGGGAAGAUAACAGCCCUCCAUCUAGCAAUGCAAGGAAACAUACAGAUGGUGGAUUGGCAAUUUCUCUCAGUGCUUGCCUGGAUAAUCAAGAGGCUGCCGAUACCUCUGCUUUCGCAAAAACGAUGAGCGGUGCCAUGACCUACCUUUUAAUAUACAUUUUGAAGAAACAUCCCGGCGGAGUAACAUAUGGUAACCUACUUGACUUGAUACAUGAAGAGUUGAACAAGGUCAAUGAACGUGGAUGCCUUCUUGCAAAAUUCUUGAGAAAAAUAUUGAACGAUAAGUUAUUGCAGAAGCCUCAACUUUCAGCUUCCGAACCCUUUGAUGUUUACCAGAAACAUUUUAUUUUGUAA